Messenger RNA from Cercopithifilaria johnstoni, 591 nucleotides. NCBI's taxonomy places the organism in Eukaryota, Metazoa, Nematoda, Chromadorea, Rhabditida, Onchocercidae. The record is from the annotation of a GenBank genome assembly.
AUGCUUAAACCAGUUAUAGUCGCAUUUUUUGCAUUGACGACAAAUUGUUAUGCAGCCGUCAAAUGUCCGCCAAAUAAACGAGGUGAAAUUCUUACGUGCGCGUUUGCUUGUUGCAGAAGUUCGGACACUACUAUUGAGGAUUAUUUCUGCUGUAAUUUGGAGGACAAUCAUAUAAAUCGCAAGACGAUCUCAGGGCACGAUCGACCACAACGUUUCAUUGCUUAUGGCAAUACUUUUCAGAUUGAUUACACACUUCUUAUCAUUGGUUUGAUUAUUAGUAUAAUCCUCAGCAUUCUUUGUUCAUUCUUCUGUUGCCUUCUAUGUAAUGGAUGCUGGCUUCAUCGACGACGUAAUCCGCAGUUGUACGAGUCCGUAAACGAUACCGGAUUCUAUCCAUUAUGCUGCGGAUUUGGCAUUCCAAUGGGAACUAUAGUAUUUAGCACGCAUCCGCCACAAUUUCGGGAUGACUCAGAGCUUUAUGCCGGAUCAUUAGCAUCAUCAUACGGUAAUCGAAGUCGAGUCAGAUUUAAUGAUGAUGGUACACCACGCGGAGUAUUGAAAGAUAAUUUGAAUACAUAUCAAAAGUCAUGA